AUGUCGAGGGGGAAGCCUCGCGGCCUGCCGCCUCUCGCAAGCCCGCGCCUCGUUGCGCGGCGCACGCCAAAGAGAAACUUCUCACUUUUUUGUGACCACGGAAGGCACCAACGUGAGAUUAGAAAUUGGCCAUCUAAAGUUACGAUGGAUGGAGCCGAACAUCCAGCAACAAAGAAACGACGGCUAAAUCGAGAAAGACAGCAGAGAUGGAUUCAAAAACAAAGCCAAGAAACUCUAGACAGGAUCCGACAAGCUCGUGUCGAGUCACAGCGUGCAGCACGAAAACGGGAAAUGUCUCUAAAAUACCAUGCACGACUAGCAGCUGACAGCGAAGGCCAUCGCAAAGCCCAAAACCAAGAAUCACUGGAGCAGCGACACGCACGGCGAGAAGCUAAUGCCGAGUCACAGCGUGCAGUACGAGAGCGGGAAACGCCUCAAAAAUACCACGCACGACUAGCAGCUGACGCCGAAGCUCAUCGCAAAGCCCAAAACCAAGAAUCACUGGAGCAGCGACAAGCACGACGAGAAGCUCAUGCCGAGUCACAGCGUGCAGCACGAGAACGGGAAACGCCUCAAGAAUACCACGCACGACUAGCAGCUGACGCCGAAGCCCAUCGCAAAGCCCGAGAAAAAGAAUCCGUGGAGCAGCGACAAGCACGACGAGAAGCUAAUGCCGAGUCAAAGCGUGCAGCACGAGAAGUGGAAACGCCUGAAGAAUCGCAAGCACGACGAGCAGCUGACGCCGAAGCCCAUCGCAAAGCCCGAGAACAAGAAUCCCUGGAGCAGCGACAAGCACGACGAGAAGCUAAUGCCGAGUCAAAGCGUGCAGCACGGGAGUGGAAACGCCUGAAGAAUCGCAAGCACGACGAGCAGUUGACGCCGAAGCGCACCGUGUAG
Lethenteron reissneri (Far Eastern brook lamprey) is the source of this 897-nucleotide messenger RNA. RefSeq lists its product as uncharacterized. Lineage: Eukaryota; Metazoa; Chordata; Hyperoartia; Petromyzontiformes; Petromyzontidae. The record is from RefSeq and is a predicted model, not a curated record.